AUGGUUUUCCUCAGACGGACGAUGCUGCUUCGCUACCUGCUGCUGUCGGCCAUGUUGGCUCUGCUCCUCUUCAUCAGCUCCUUCUGGCUACCUCAGGGUGCCAGAGACUGUGGCACCGCCUGGCAGCCAUGUUUGAGUUUUAACCACCAAACACCUGAGCCUCCAUUGGCUCCUGCCAAGUGGGCGGAGCCUGACAGAGCCCCACCCCUCAUCCAGGAGUGUCCUGGCCAAUCGUUUCAGGCCUGGCGUCUGCUGCUUCAUUUAAAGUCCAGCAUGUCAGACGACAACGACAUUCUGAUGGAGCCGUAUCUCCAGAGCUGGGAUGAGCUCAUCAACUUCAUGGAGUCUCUCGGGACGAUGGUCAGUUUCUUCUCUCAGAAGGUGAAAGAAAAAGUUGUAGUGAUACGAGAGCUGUCACUCAAACACAGCAGAGAGGCUCAUGGGAAACGUGGUCCGUCUGACCUCUCAGGACUACAAACUCCAGCAUCAUUUGGACUGAAAAACGGGAUGUACCGUUCAGUUCGCUCCAUGGUGGAGGCGGAGCUAAAAGCAGGCAUGGUGGACUUUUCCCGCCGCACAGAUUCAGGCUGCCGGACACUGCUUCGGCUGCAUCGAUCGCUCCUGUGGCUCAAGCUGAUGUUGGAGGGUUUGGCUGAAGGACCGGACGCAGACGGACGCUUCAAAACACCCGGAGAGCUGAGCAGGGACGCCUACAAGGUGGCGUUGGCCCCCCACCACCCCUGGGUACUCCGUCAGGCCGCCGAGCUCGUCUUCCUCGCCCUCCCGGAGAGGAAGUACUUCCUGCAGCUGGUGUGCGUAAAGAGCACGCGGGAGGCGGCGCCCGUCCUGCGGGUCAUCAUCCAUCAUCUGACGCUGGUUCACACGCGAACUCAGCGAAUCCUGAGCGAACACGACAUGCUGGAGCUGCCCUGAACGCCACACGCCAACAACCAGACUGUACGAACUGUAAAGUAAAGAGAGCUGGAGGUGUCAGAAAACCACCGACACACGACUGACAACAUCUUUCUGUGUCAAUACGGUAAAAAAACAACAUACUGAACACUUUUUUUUAUAAGCACUGUACUUUCUUAUAAACUUUAUAAAUGUAGGAAUAGUUUUUCUCGCUCUGGUUUCCUCCACAAAAUGACAUUUUUGAAAAAAAAAUUCUCAGAAUGUCGUUUAUUAGUUUGGUCACACAUGUCAAAGCAGACAAGCACUUUUUAUUAUUUUUACACUGAAGUACAGAAUGAAAGCAGUUUUCUCUUUUAAUACGCUGCACAAGUAAAAAUGGAAAACCAGGAUAUUUGUAGUUUGUAGUUUUGUAACAUCAGUUCAGAGAGAAACAUGCACUUUAAGGCACCAAAUGCUGCAUUCAGGAUCACGUGGGACUUAUGAGUGUUUCCGUCCAUCAACGUACCAAAAACAUUUAAAAAAUAAAUGAGGACGGAGCU
Molecule: messenger RNA, 1451 nt
Organism: Thunnus maccoyii (southern bluefin tuna)
Lineage: Eukaryota; Metazoa; Chordata; Actinopteri; Scombriformes; Scombridae
Product: ceramide-1-phosphate transfer protein-like
Exons: 6
Coding region: 1-933 (310 amino acids)
Biological process (GO): intermembrane lipid transfer; ceramide transport
Cellular component (GO): cytosol; cytoplasm; membrane
Molecular function (GO): ceramide 1-phosphate transfer activity; ceramide 1-phosphate binding
Source: RefSeq, a predicted model, not a curated record